AUGAAACUGAUCCUUCUCGCCCUUCUGCCUGUGGCAGUAGCCCAAGAAUUCUACACGAAUGAUGGAUGGUCCAAGCCAGACGAUGACCGGCUCAACUCCGCGUGCAAGAAUAACCAAGGGUGGGGCUAUGUCUGCGGUUAUUACGCGACCAGUAGCCAUCAAAAUGCAUUCCCUGAUGCCUUUCCUAUUCCUCGCUGGGGUUGUCAUAAUGCAGACAAGUUUAUGAAAGGAGUUUGCACAUGGAAAAAAGCCUCGGGAAUGAUUCUUUGCUGUCCCCCCUAG
Plenodomus lingam JN3 is the source of this 282-nucleotide messenger RNA. RefSeq lists its product as uncharacterized. The record is from RefSeq and is a predicted model, not a curated record. Lineage: Eukaryota; Fungi; Ascomycota; Dothideomycetes; Pleosporales; Leptosphaeriaceae.